AUGAUAAAGGAAGCUGCAAUGGUGUUCUACGAAGAAUGUAAUAAUGCGCGAUACAACGAAAUUGAGCCGGAGCGAUGUUCGUUGACAUUCGUGGAAUCGAUUGAAUCUGUUCAUGAGGAGGCGAGUGGCAGUAUACCGUUGGAAGGGUUGACCGAAUUGCCGACUUGUGCGGUUUGUUUGGAACGUAUGGANUAUGGACGAUAUUGUCCAGUUUGUCGUCAUGGUCAAACACCCGAGCUGACGCCCGAUCAGAAAUGUUUCGAUUGCGGUAAAACAACAGAUUUAUGGAUUUGUCUAAUAUGCGGUAAUAUUGGUUGUGGUCGAUAUGCUGAUGCACAUGCGUAUAGGUUAGUUUAUUGUGAGGCGUUUUUAAUUAUUCACUUUUUUCGUAAGAGCUGA
Molecule: messenger RNA, 399 nt
Organism: Anisakis simplex (herring worm)
Lineage: Eukaryota; Metazoa; Nematoda; Chromadorea; Rhabditida; Anisakidae
Source: the annotation of a GenBank genome assembly